GGGCUGGCAGACAGAAAACGUACCGACAAAAUGUUUGUUUACCCUUCGAUCAGCUGAGAAGCUUGCUAAAGCUCCGCCAAUUCUUUUAACCAAUUAUCAGGCAGCAGAACACCUCUGGCUACAUUGGGGCACGGAGGCAAGAUAUGCCAAAUAUGUACGGCCCUAGCAGAUCACCAUACGGAGGUUAUGACGACUACUGGGGAGGCUAUGGCCGUCCUCCUCACCCACCCCCACCCCCUCCUCUUCCACCUCAUGACCCACCAAAUUUCCACCCCCCACCACCACCACCCCUACAUUACCGCCAAAUGAGGCCCUCUAGUUCACUUCGUCCUCCUCCACCCCCUCCCCCUCCAGCGAGACAUCCUCGCCCUCAGCAGCACCCUUACUCUCAUCAAGGGCGCCAAUAUUCACAAGAAAGAAAACAUCCUUCGUACCGUCCUCAUGCAGCUGACCAUUAUUCAGAGCAACACAGCUUCCGACCAAGACACAGUAAUGGUGGCAUUUCCCCGAGAAGACAGUUUGAGCAUGAUUUUUAUCCAGAGGAUUCAGAAAUAGAUACUCCUAUCAAUAACCAGUUGGAACCCAUUGUUGGCAGUCCUUUGGUUCCAAGGCGAAAAGAACCGGAACCACCACCACCUGUCUCGAAGCCAAUACCAAAUAACAAAAGACCUUUACCAGUCGAACUUGACCCGAGUCUUCCAGAGGAGCUUGUUGCUUUGCUUCACAAUAAUUGUUGUGAAUUGUGCGAUGUAAAGCUCAAUUCUCGCAUUCAGGCCAAAAAUCACUAUGAGGGAAAGCAACAUAAGAAAAAAAUGAAGAAUUUCAUAAUUGAAUUUCUUCGGAAGGAAAGUCAGCCAGCAGAAAAAAUACCCAAGAUAGAUUUAUCGACAUCUAAAAAGAAAGUGGAACCAUUAGAUGUUAGCCAACUGCACUGCAAGUGCUGUGAUUUAAGCUUUACUUCGGAACAACACGCACAGCAACAUUACAUGGGUCGAAAUCAUCAGCGUGUAUUACACGGGCUGAAGCCCUUGAAGGCUGGCUACUAUAAUAAAGAGACAGGAAAAUGGCAGAGAAUGCCUCCCGACCCCAGAGUGUCAGUGGAGAGAAUGGGCCUCAACCUGGAGCCUUCAUCUGAAGAUGAGGUGGGAGAAACUCCCGAAAAACCAGUCGACCUUGAUGCUGUGAAGGAGAGGGGAAGGUUUUUCUGUGAAUUGUGUAACGUGUCGGCGACCUCUCAAGACCAGCUGGAUGGUCACAUGACAGGUCAGCGGCACUUGAAGGCUUUAAGGCUCAAUGCGAAAAAAGCCACGUCUCCUUCAACAGGACCAUGAAGUUGGCUCGUAGACUCGUUGUCAAGAGGGCAAAAAAACAUUAACAGGUGUGCCGGCGGCUUGCCCCGGUGCCGUCUCUUACCACUGGCAUCACCUCCACAUUAUUUUUCUUGGUUUGUUUCAUUCAUUUCUAUUUGUUUAUUAUGAGUAACUCAACGUGCCAGUUGUUUCUUUGUAGGCACACAUAUAUUAUUGUAUUUUAAUUCUUUCAUUUUGUUCUUGAGGAAUUCAUGAUUAUUGUUAAGAGAAUUGUGUAAACGAUGACAACUCAGUCAGUUUUUAUAUUUUAGAAGUUAAAAAGGAGAGAGAUUUAUAUUAAAAAAUAUGAAUGGAAUACAGUAAUCAGAAGCCAACUAAAAAAUAACUGUGUAGGUUAAAAAUAGUAACAUAGAAAUAAAUAAGAACAAAUCAUUAAUUUUGAGAGAAGUCAAGUUAUAUUUAAGUAGUGAUUGCAUAUGAAUUGUCUUCUUUAAACUUUGCAGUAGUAGUUAGUCAAUAUUUUAAGAAAUAUAAAUUAUAAUCUCUUUUAUAUGUGUGUGUUAAUAGGAAAACAAAUGUUUUAAUUUGUCAAAUUAGGCUUAAGUGCCAUAAUUUUUAUAACCUGCCAUCAGAUUGAAAUUUACAUCUGUGUGUGAUACAGUAUUAUAUUUGUCACCAUAGAAAGCAACAUCAGCAUAUAAAUUUAUAAUUUCUCUGAAAUUUGGAAAUGGUGGAAGAGGUAGAUAUUUUUAAAGUCAGAAUUUAUUCUCAAUGCAUCCCUGUUAUGACUACAUUAUCAUUAGCCUCUGUUGCAAUGAUGGAAAGAGGAACGAUCUUGAUGCAUGCAGCAUUGAUGUUAUGAUGUUAUUAUUACCUGUUGCUACAGAGAUGGAUAAAAAAAAAAAAAAAAAGAGCCAUGUGUAUGUUCGUGACGUAGCCUCAUAAUAGCUAAAGUUAUAUAUUAGCCAUUGCCGAGACAAUGAAAAGAUUAGCGUUUGUUCUUGACGCAACAUUGUUUCUCUCUCAUGACUUUAGCAUUCACCAGCCUCGGCUGCCCUGCUGCAAAGAUGAUACAUCGAUUCUCUGUAACAUAUACAUUUACUUUUAAAUUGGGUUUGUAUACUUGAUUGCAAUCAAAUGAUUUUACUAGUGUGUGAUUGGAAAUUUUUAUGUAAGAAUAUCAUGCGAGUUUUUAUUUUUUAACGUAGAUGUUUUAAGGCAUAAUUAAUUUAAGCUGUGAGAUGUGAGGUAGCAUAAGGGACACAUUGAUUGUAACACACUGGAAACUAUGAUUAAAAUUUUGCUUAACUUCCUUCUGAACUAAAUGGUUAGAAGAAAGAAGCAAAAUUUGAUCAAUGUAUUCAACUCUGGUUUAUUAAUAAUGAAAGAUUUUAGGCUUAGUUGAAAAGAUUAAAAAUAUACAGUAUUCACACAAUUUAACGACCUAUAUGGGGUUAUGCCCUUCUCCGUAAAUUAGGAUUGUUGCUAAAUCCAAAGUUGUUUAACGUUGGUAAUAUUUUGAGUCAUUUUUGGGUCCCUAAAUACUUUAUGAAAAUGAUGUAACUCCCUCCCACCCACCAACAUUUAUCUCUUCCUCCCCUCCACCUAUUAUUAUUCCUAACAAAGGUACAUCCACCAUAAAGGUACGUUUGUUAUUCCUAACAAAGGUACGUCAAUCCACACACACAUACAUCCCUUCCACACACAUUUGCAGAGGAAGAGACUAGUACAGUCUGACAGUCACUCCAGGGAAACUCAUAAGUACACUCCCAUACCCACUCUGUGAAAACAUUGUGGAAAUUAUUGGCGUAGCAAUAAUUAUUGUCGUUAUUGGGUUGCUGUGGCAACCCAAUAACGACUGCCUUGUUUACCCUGUGGAAAAUGUGUCAAUUGAAGCCAAUAUGUUGAUUCGGCAAAUGAGGAUCCAAAUACUCUUCUCAAAAUCAGUUAAGUACAGCGGGACAUUAAAUCAGAUGUAGUUAAAUUGGGUGAAUACUCUGUAUAUAUAUUAACCCUUUCACGUUUUUGCCCCUUACCAAUUUUGGGUGCUACCAAUGUCUUGGGCCAAACACAAAUCGCUUAGUGAUACUGUAUUUGACUUCCAUUGCAUACUGCAAAGUUACUAUGCAUGGUAGUGUUAAAUUUGGUAUUGCUUUUGAGCUAAAGAGUUGUACUUUAUGAAGAUGUUUUCAAAAAUGCAAUAAAAGUAAAAUAAAAUGACAAAGGCAAGUUAAAGUUAGCUGACAUGAUGGCAAAAAUGACGACUACAGUGGUCAUUGGAACGUUCUAGCGUUUUGAGCAAAUGAUGACUGUAGGCAUCACAAAAACGUUAACGGGUUAAUUGGAUAAAAGAUUAAAUUGUUUGAGAAU
Messenger RNA from Procambarus clarkii (red swamp crayfish), 3680 nucleotides. Its product is annotated as zinc finger matrin-type protein 3. Lineage: Eukaryota; Metazoa; Arthropoda; Malacostraca; Decapoda; Cambaridae. Gene Ontology annotation, molecular function: nucleic acid binding; zinc ion binding. The record is from RefSeq and is a predicted model, not a curated record.